Molecule: messenger RNA, 1940 nt
Organism: Macrosteles quadrilineatus (aster leafhopper)
Lineage: Eukaryota; Metazoa; Arthropoda; Insecta; Hemiptera; Cicadellidae
Product: acyl-coenzyme A diphosphatase NUDT19-like
Exons: 3
Coding region: 1-438 (145 amino acids)
Cellular component (GO): mitochondrion
Molecular function (GO): hydrolase activity, acting on acid anhydrides, in phosphorus-containing anhydrides
Source: RefSeq, a predicted model, not a curated record
AUGUUAGGUGUUGUCUUGUCAAGAAGUAGACUAGAAAGCAAGAAUGCAGAUCUGAGAUCAAGAGAAAGUUGGCUCUCCCCAAAAGAACUGCUUGACCUGUCUAACAGAGGAGAUAUUUUUCUAAAGCCACCUCAGUGGUAUGAGAUAAACUCUCUACAAAGUAUAGAAACCUUCGAUGGUCUAAAUCGACUGAUCGGUCACAAAAGUAGUAACUGCCAUUUAUGGAUGCCAGUAAGGAUACAUGCAAGUGAUGGAGAAAUUUCUUUGCUUCCAGGAGAUGAUAUGUAUCCUGAUGAUGUUGACCCGUUCUUCCCCACUCCAAUAUUAAGGAAGGGACAGACAAUAUCUUCAUUGAGGUGUAAGAAGAUGCACAGAAUGGAACACUUUGGUCCAAGGAUUGAGAUCUUAGACACUAGGUCAGACUCUGGAUCUGUCUGAUUUCAUAAAUUCUUUACUUUAUUCUGAGUCUAAAAGCUGUUCUUUCAGCUUCUUGGCCGUUGUAUGAUGGAACGCCAUUACUUCAGGUUUUGGAUGCGCCAGUACUAACAACAUAUCUGUGAUUACUACAUAUUUGUAAAUUGAAAAGGUGAAAAUAUCAUGUGGUUAAGGGUGCGCUCUACCUCAGCUCAGAUUUCUAAGUACGGUUGCUUAACCUGAUGUUCCUAUACUUUGCACUAAAGAGCGCUUGCAAGCGUUUUGAAUCUGGGGGAUUACAUCGUUAUCCUUAAAAAUUUUAGUAAACUAAUAAUUGCAGAUUCUUGUUUUUAAGAAUCUAUUGCACUUCCCCCGUCUGUUAUUUUAUUCUCUAAAAAUUAUUUGUAUGUGUUAAAACUCAUGAUAAAAACGUGUAUUUUAACAUUUUUACCAACCUUUUAGCCCAACAUAAAAAUAAAAUCUAAAUUAAAAAAAGCGCAGGACCUACAAUAAUAUUUAACAAAAAAUAUGACACCAAGAUCUUUUAAAUUGGGACUACAAACAGUAAGAACCAAAACCCUUGCACUUGCGUGCCAGACGGGUUGAGCGCAGCCUUAACUCUGUCAACUGUUUAAUGAUUUAGGCUUGAAAUACAAAUAGAUGACAUAGGUGUAUUUUUCAAUUCAAAUUAGGAACACAAUUCCUAGAAUGUUCUAAAAAAUAUUUACUAAUUUCUAGUAUCCUUAUAAUAGACCUUAAAAAAUAGCCGUUGUCUUGUUUUAUUUCUAAUAAUCUUUUUAAGCCAAUGAUUUAUAAUGCUUCUCAAUACUUCAGAUUACAGAUGCAGAUAGAUAGAUUUCUCGGACUUUGAUUUUCACAGAUAGGUAGUGGAUAUAUUUUAGUACCAUGUUAUUUUUAUGUUUUAAAAACUUUGUACACACUUUACUUACAAAUAAGUUGUUUGUUUUUUUAAGUAAUGUAUAGUAAAAUUGUGUGAAUAAUUAAAUUUUAAUUUGUUCAUUUUGCAAUGUUUUGCUUGUCCUAGGCCACGUUUAAUCCUGUUAGGUUACGAUAGUGGCCAUUAACACAUGACAGACUUUUAAAGAUUACUUUAAUUGACACUAUUCAAUGUACCAAUUGACACUAUUCAAUGUACCAAGCAUGUACAGAUGACGAAUAAAGAUAUUUUUAUUUGAUUUGAUUAAGUUUGUUUAAAAAAUUCUAAGGUGAAUAUUUCCAAAUGUUAAGCUUUGUUUAUAAAAGGAACUCAUGUAACUGCAAAUAAAGGCUCCAGGUUUUAAGUUGUUGCCGUCUCCUAGUCAAAAAUUUGUUCGUUUUAGAAAAUUUUAAAAUAAAAUAAAGCAAAACAGUUUUUUUUUUCAUUAUUCAGCAUUAUAGAACCAGAACUCUGCCUUGCGACAGUAAUAUGGUAAAGUAAAAUAGUGUGGGAAUAUGCUUGUGUGUAAUAUUUUUUAAACCACAGUAUACAAAUUUUAUAACAUUUAAACUUGGACAGUUACAACUAA